ACCCCCAUCACCUGUUACCUCCGCUCCCCAGGUUGCCUGAAGUUCCCCGGCGGCGCCCGGCAGGACGGGGAGCGCCGCGGCUCCGGCUCGCAGGGACCCUCCAGUGGCUGCUGCAGCAUGGGCUGGCUCAGGGGGAUUGCCUUGCUUUCCUUGGGAGUAUUACUAGCAGGAAGAGUGAACUGCCAGCAUGUGAAGAAUAAUGUGCCAAGGCUCAAAUUAUCUUAUAAAGAAAUGUUGGAAUCCAACAAUAUAAUAAAUUUCAAUGGACUAGCUAAUAGCUCCAGUUACCACACUUUCCUCUUGGAUGAAGAACGGGGUCGGCUGUACGUUGGAGCAAAGGAUCACAUAUUUUCUUUCAACCUGGUUAACAUCAAGGAAUAUCAAAAGAUUGUUUGGCCUGUAUCUCAUUCCCGAAGGGAUGAGUGCAAGUGGGCUGGAAAAGAUAUUCUGAGAGAAUGUGCUAAUUUCAUCAAGGUGCUUAAGGCUUACAACCAAACCCACUUGUAUGCCUGUGGAACAGGGGCUUUUCAUCCAGUCUGCACCUAUAUUGAAGUUGGAAGCCAUCCUGAGGACAACAUUUUUAAAAUGGAAGACUCACAUUUUGAAAAUGGCCGGGGGAAAAGCCCUUAUGAUCCUAAACUGCUGACAGCUUCUCUUUUAGUAGAUGGAGAACUGUACUCCGGCACAGCAGCAGACUUCAUGGGCAGGGACUUUGCCAUUUUCCGAACUCUAGGACAUCAUCAUCCAAUCAGAACAGAGCAGCACGACUCCCGGUGGCUAAAUGAUCCUAGAUUUAUUAGUGCUCACCUGAUACCAGAGAGCGACAAUCCAGAAGAUGACAAAAUCUAUUUCUUCUUCCGUGAAAAUGCCAUUGAUGGGGAGCAUACUGGAAAAGCCACUCAUGCCAGAAUAGGGCAGAUCUGCAAGAAUGACUUUGGUGGGCACAGGAGCCUUGUUAACAAGUGGACAACUUUCCUCAAAGCACGGCUGAUUUGUUCUGUGCCAGGCCCCAAUGGCAUUGACACACACUUUGAUGAACUACAGGAUGUGUUCCUAAUGAACUCAAAAGACCCUAAAAAUCCAAUAGUCUAUGGAGUGUUUACAACUUCCAGUAAUAUCUUCAAGGGCUCAGCAGUGUGCAUGUACAGCAUGACGGAUGUGAGGAGGGUAUUUCUUGGUCCCUAUGCCCACCGAGAUGGCCCAAACUACCAGUGGGUUCCCUACCAGGGUCGAGUGCCAUAUCCACGGCCAGGAACUUGUCCCAGUAAAACAUUUGGAGGCUUUGAUUCCACCAAAGACCUUCCUGAUGAAGUCAUAACAUUUGCAAGAAGUCAUCCAGCCAUGUACAACCCAGUAUUCCCCAUCAACAACCGUCCAAUCAUGAUCAAAACAGAUGUGGAUUACCAGUUCACACAGAUAGUAGUAGAUCGAGUAGAUGCAGAAGAUGGCCAAUAUGAUGUGAUGUUCAUUGGCACAGAUAUUGGAACAGUUCUUAAAGUGGUUUCAAUUCCUAAGGAGACUUGGCAUGAAUUAGAGGAAGUCUUGCUGGAAGAAAUGACAGUCUUUCGGGAACCUACUGUUAUUUCAGCAAUGAAGAUUUCCACAAAACAGCAACAGCUCUACAUUGGCUCAGUCACUGGAGUUUCACAGCUUCCUUUGCACCGCUGUGAUGUGUAUGGAAAAGCAUGUGCUGAGUGUUGCCUUGCAAGAGACCCUUACUGUGCCUGGGAUGGUUCAUCCUGCUCACGUUACUUCCCCACUGCUAAGAGACGUACUAGACGACAAGACAUAAGAAAUGGAGACCCACUUACCCACUGCUCAGACUUGCAGCAUCAUGAUAACCUAAGUGGUCAGACCCUGGAGGAAAAGAUUAUCUAUGGAGUAGAGAAUAGCAGCACUUUUCUUGAGUGCAGUCCAAAAUCUCAGCGUGCUGUAGUCUACUGGCAAUUCCAGAAGCAAAAUGAUGACCGCAAAGAAGAGAUAAAAGUGGAUGAUCGCAUAAUCCGAACAGAGCAGGGCCUGUUGCUUCGAAGUCUUCAACGGAGAGACUCUGGUAUUUAUUUUUGUCAUGCUGUGGAACAUGGCUUCAUGCAAACUUUGCUCAAGGUGACCCUGGAAGUAAUUGACACUGACCACCUGGAAGAGCUGCUCCAUAAAGAAGAUGAUGGUGAUGCCUCCAAGACCAAGGAUGCUACCAAUAGCAUGACCCCCAGUCAAAAGAUCUGGUAUAGAGACUUCAUGCAGUUAAUCAAUCACCCCAAUCUUAACACAAUGGAUGAGUUCUGUGAGCAGGUUUGGAAAAGAGACCGCAAACAACGCCGGCAAAGACCUGCCAAUGCGCAGGUGAACACAAAUAAGUGGAAGCACCUACAAGAGAAUAAAAAAGGUAGGAACAGGAGGACCCAUGAAUUUGAGAGGGCACCACGGAGUGUCUGAGCUACAUUACCUCUAGGAACCUCAUCCAAGUAGAAACUUGUAUAGACAGACAACUGGAAAAAAAUGCAAUAUUCAUGAACUUUUUCAUGGCAUUAUGUGGAUGUUUACAAGAGUGGAAAGUUCAAACAGUUUCCACCAGGUUUAAAUAAAAUCAAUUUCUAACUUUCCUAGUAAGUCCUUCCUCUCUGCUCCUAUUGUA
Molecule: messenger RNA, 2635 nt
Organism: Calypte anna (Anna's hummingbird)
Lineage: Eukaryota; Metazoa; Chordata; Aves; Apodiformes; Trochilidae
Gene: SEMA3A
Product: semaphorin 3A
Exons: 17
Coding region: 118-2436 (772 amino acids)
Biological process (GO): neural crest cell migration; positive regulation of neuron migration; semaphorin-plexin signaling pathway
Molecular function (GO): neuropilin binding; chemorepellent activity; semaphorin receptor binding
Source: RefSeq, a predicted model, not a curated record